AUGGGGUCGGUGUAUGUUACUUCUAAAGUUACUAGAGUGGGCCAAUUCAUGAGAAUGAACCCGCCCAAGUUCUUUGGCGCUAAGGUAAAAGAGGACCCGCAGGGGUUCAUAGAUGAAAUAGAGAAGAUUUUCAAAGAAGAUGCGAAGGGUCACAAUGCUGAGCCCAUAGUUUGGGAUGAGUUUGUGGAAGCAUUUCUUGAUCGAUUCUUUCCUAUGGAGCUGAGGGAAGCUAAAGAAAAAGAGUUCAUUAACGUUAAGCAGGGUAAGAUGAGUAUUCAAGAGUAUACUCUAAAUUUUAAUCAGCUGGCCCGUUAUACCCCUGAGAUGACGAGUAGUAAGAGGGCCCGAAGGAGAAAGUUUGCUUCCGGCCUUUCAGACGAUCUGGUGCUUGAGUGCCAUAUCCAGAGAGACUGUCCGGCCGCAAGGAAUAAUGUUGGAGGAUCCAAGUCUCAGGCGAAUUCUGCUGCACCACCACCACCUCUGAAGGGUACCACUUCAGCCACUGGAAAUGACCAAAAUUGGUUGUACACCUUGACCAAUUACCAGGAGGCAACGGCCUCCCCAGAUAUUGAUACCGGUAUACAGGUGAUGAGAAGGAAUGAAUUGUCAUUGAGCAUAAAAGAGAUCAAUAAGAGAAGAAGUGGUGCAAAAGAUGGAAAACUAGAAGCAAAUUUGGCCUCAUGUACCAUGAUUGCAGAGUGA
Molecule: messenger RNA, 702 nt
Organism: Capsicum annuum
Lineage: Eukaryota; Viridiplantae; Streptophyta; Magnoliopsida; Solanales; Solanaceae
Exons: 4
Coding region: 1-702 (233 amino acids)
Source: RefSeq, a predicted model, not a curated record